Molecule: messenger RNA, 1470 nt
Organism: Trichoplusia ni (cabbage looper)
Lineage: Eukaryota; Metazoa; Arthropoda; Insecta; Lepidoptera; Noctuidae
Product: tRNA pseudouridine(38/39) synthase
Exons: 9
Coding region: 110-1453 (447 amino acids)
Biological process (GO): tRNA pseudouridine synthesis; mRNA pseudouridine synthesis
Cellular component (GO): cytoplasm; nucleus
Molecular function (GO): RNA binding; pseudouridine synthase activity
Source: RefSeq, a predicted model, not a curated record
AUUUUUCAAAAAUGAACCCUUUGUAGUUGUCAAUGUCAUCCGUCAAAUAAAUUUCAAAACAAUACAAAAAAUAGCGAUUGUAUCUUUUUAUUCUAUUAUCAAUGAAAAUAUGGAGAAGUUACCGCCAAAACCGAGAAAAACCAGAGGUUUAGAUAAAGAGGAGCUGAUGAAACUCGAUAAAGAAGACCUUGUGGACAGGAUAAUACAAUUAGAAGCCCACAACUUUCAGUUAAGGAAUAUAAUAAGUCGGGAUCUCGGGCGUGAGCCUAAAGACUUCACGAAGGAUGGACAAAGACAGUUUGAUUUUAGAAAGUGUAACUUCCGCCGUGUCCUACUCCGAGUUCUAUACUUCGGUUGGAACUACAACGGUCUUGCCGUCCAAGAGGAUAACAACCAGACGAUAGAGCACCAUCUUUUUAAUGCUUUAAUAAAGUGCUGCCUUAUUGAAAGUAGGGAGACAUCCAACUAUCAUCGCUGCGGACGGACUGAUAAAGGUGUCAGUGCUUUUGGACAGGUAAUUUCAAUAUCUCUCCGAACAAAAUUUUCUAUUGAGGAACAGAAUACACCUGAAGCUUUGAGAAAAGAGAUGCCGUACUGCAAGAUGCUGAACAGACUGCUUCCUAAGGACAUUAAGGUGGUCGCCUGGGCACCGAUACCGACUGAUAAUCCCGAAUAUAGUGCCAGAUUUGACUGCAAGAAACGCCAAUACAAAUACUACUUCCCAAGGUCGUCUCUUAACAUCGAGGCUAUGAGGUCAGCAUGUCCUCAGCUGUUGGGGUCACACGACUAUCGCAACUUAUGCAAGAUGGACGUCGGGAAUGGAGUCACGGAAUUCAGGAGACACCUGGUCAAGGCUGAAAUUGUGGCCUUUGAUGAUAAGGAUGCUGAUAGACCAACAUCAAUGUACUACCUGCUGAUAGAAGGAAACGCGUUCCUCUGGCACCAGAUCCGGUGCAUCAUGGGGGUGCUGCUCCUUAUCGGCCAGGGUAAGGAGUCGCCUGAUAUCAUCACGGAACUGCUUGAUGUCGAGAAGAAUCCAAGGAAGCCACAAUACAAUAUGGCGCUAGAUGCCCCGCUCAACCUAUUCCACUGCACGUACGAACUGACUGACAAGAAUCCUUGGAUUUAUGAUAAAUUGGAGCUGGCAGAGAUAUUGAUGCAUUUGCAAGGCGAGUGGACCCACAGUAGUAUACAAACGACAAUGAUUAAAGAUGUAAUUGAUGAACUGGAAAAGCAAUACACUCUAAUGCCGAGCGAGACGGAAGAUGCCGAGCUUAACGGGAGCGACAAAGACAGCAUUAUGGCCCAUUCAGACUGCCUUAUACAAGGAGUUAAGGCAAAGGUUUACACGCCUUUGUUGAAACGAGUUAAAUGUUCAAGCUUAGAAGAAAAGAUUCAACAUUACAAAAAGAAGAGAAAAGUAGGAGGGAGAGAAAAUGAAGAGGUUGAAUAAAAAAUAAAAAAAAUAUG